UUGCACAGACCGCGCUACUCGGAAGUGUUCCAAGAAGUGUUAGCUUACGCAUUUCUACAUUUAUUACAGUGUUAAGAUGACAUAUGCAAAUGGUUUUGUUAAAACGUAUCGUUGGGAAAUGUAGUAACCUACUACUCAGCUGGUGUAACGUCUCUCUAUUAGGGUUGAGUGGUUUUGUCUGGGUGGGGUUCGUGGGGCUCUGAGAUGACAAACGCAACGAAGAUUGAUCAAUGCACAAAACACUGAAUAAUCUCAUUGAUGGUCAUCUUUAUGAAAUUAAGAUUCUUCUCUACAAAAACAUGUGGCACACGUUAAUGCUUGCUCUAUUUUUAUCAUUGGCAGGUGUGUCUGGUACAGAGACCGAUGCAACUAAGUCUGUGUCAGUAAUUGAGGGAGAUUCUGUUACUCUACACACCAAUGUUACCGAAAUACUGAAUGGUGAUAAUAUACUGUGGCUGUUUGGUCCUAAAGACUCUCUUAUAUCUCAAAUCGGAAGAAUGAAUGACUUCACCACAUUUUUUGUCACCGAUGAUGUGAGGUUCAGAGGCAGAUUACAAGUGGACCAAAAAAGUGGCUCUCUCACCAUCAGAAACUCUAGAAUCAGACACUCAGGACAAUAUAAAAUAACCAUGACUAGAGAAGAAAUAAUGUCCAAGAUAUUUAUUGUUAAUAUCUCAGCUGUGGUUAGUGAUACGGAUAGAGUAAAGUCAGUGUCAGUAUCAGUGAAGGAGGGAGAUCCUGUCACUCUAAACCCUGAUGCUGAAAUACACAAAGAUGCUCUAAUGCUGUGGAGGUUUGUGGAAAAAGGCAUUCUCCUAGCUAAAGUUGACAUUGAGACUAACAAGACCUCAUUAUACAAUGAUAAUGAGAGAUUCAGAGACAGACUGAAGCUGGAUCAUCAGACUGGAUCUCUGAUUAUCAAGAACACCAGAAUCACAGACUCUGGACUUUAUGAAUUACAGAUCAGAGGCAGUGAAAGUUUACAGCGAUUCUUUGUUUCGGUCAGUGCUCUUCCAGAUCCAGGUCUGUCUCCAGGUGCUAUAGCAGGAAUCUGUUUAGGUGUUAUAGUUCCUCUUCUGCUGCUUGUAGCUGCAGCUGGUGCUUUGCUUUACUAUCGCCACAGGAUUUCUAAAUUAAAAAGUAAAAUAACUGUGACAGAUGAAGAGAAAAAGUCACUGAUGGAGGGAGAUUCUGUCACUCUAUCGACUGGUCUAACUGAAAUACAGAGGGAUCACAUGAUAGAGUGGUGGUAUGAAGGUGAAGGCAGUCUCAUUGCUAAAAUCAAUGGAGAGUCCAGAGAGACAUCAGAUGGUGCUGAUGGGAGAUUCAGAAGCAAACUAAGUCUGAAUGCAAAAGGAGAUCUCACUAUCAGUAACAGCAGGACCAUACAUUCUGGACUCUAUCAACUAAAGAUCAGCAGCAGCAACACCAGAAAACCCACAUACAAGAGAUUCAGUGUUACCAUCACUGUGAAGUCAAAGCAAGUGCAGGAGGGAGAAUCUGUCACACUUCAGAUUGAAGCUCAAAUACAGAGAGGUGAUCUGAUACUUUGGACGUUUGGAGCUUCAAACCUUCUCGUUAUUAGAGAUGAACUAACUGGAACUGAGAGUAUUCAUGAGGACUUCAGAAACAGACUGGAGCUGGAUCAUCAGAAUGGAGAUCUCACUAUCAGAAACAUCACAGUCAAAGACUCUGGACAUUUUAAACUACAGAUCAUCAACCACCAAAAGACCACAUUCAGAAGAUUCAAUGUGACUGUCACUGUUUCCACUGGAAACCAAGUGAGUGAUUCAGUGAAUGUAGUGAUGCCGCUGUUGAGUGGAGAUGCUGCUGAUGGAGAGAAUCAGCAGCAAGAGACAACUCCACUUUAAUGAGAUAAGACACGCCCACCAGUGUCAGUCACUCUGACAUCAUCAACAUUUGAGUUCAACAACAAAUUCUGCUUUCAUGAAUGUGAGAAACAAGUCGGUAUGCUGGAAAAAGUUGGAAUGAAAACUGCAGACAAAAGUGUAUAGACACUGCUGAUAGCUGAUAAAGCACAGAGUGAGACAAAUCUCACAGUCAACCAUUCCCAGUCGACACCUAAGCUUACAUAACACUUCCAAAUGAUUUGUGGUGCUACAACUACCGAACAUCAGCUUUAAAGAUGUACUACACUCCUUAAAAUAAAAAAGCCAAAAGGGAGUUUCUGCUGUGAUGCCAUUGAAGAACCAUUUUUGGUUUCUCAAAUAGUGAACAGUUCAUAAAAGAACUAUUUUUAUUAGUGUUAACCAUCAUACUUGUCACGGAACAACCCCAUGAUCCUAAAUGGACUGUAUGGAUGUACACCAUAUCUAGCACACACACAUACACUGCACUCAUCAUUAACAUGGUCUGUUAGCCGCCACUGACAUCAAGUAUACACAGACCUGUAUAAUGCCUGUGAUUGUUCAAAUGUAUGGUGUAUUAUGCGUUUAAGAGAUGUGAGGUACGAUGUGUAUUUUGUUCAUUCAUUUUCAAUAUAAAGAACCACAAUGCACAUGUUUGAUUUAAAGUCUUUAUUCAAGAUUAAGUCACACAGUAUAAUAAAUAUAACUUACCUCAUUGUAAUAGACCAGUGGCCAAACCCGAAAUGUUUUAAACCUAAACUAUUUAAACAUGAUGGACACACCGUCUGAUUGGGAGAAACCAUGUUGGGUAUGAUGUCACUUGCUGGGGGGGGGGUGUUUCAAUGGACCAGUAAAACAAGGGUUAUAUUUGUUGGGAACAAGGGAACAAGCAAUAGAAGCUUGUGUUAAAGUGCCUGUACUUGUACUUGUACUUGUACUUGUAUGAUCCAACAAAGAGACUUGUAGAUAUUGUUUUCUUUAUUUAUCUUUGUGGUGUAUAUGAUCCAACAAAGAGACUUGUACAUAUUGUUUUCUUUAUAUUUGUUUUGUUUUGUUGUGGGAUCUACACUAUCCGCACAAUAAACUCACCUCCACUGGAAUUUCCUGUCGCUGUGGUCUUAUGCCUCAGAUCGUGAGUGCCAUCCCUAACAAUACUCAUUUUCAGUUUACACUCAUGGUACUUGGGGUCAAUUUGACCUCAAAUGUUUAUAAAGUAUUGCAAAUAUAUAUAAAACAAAAAAUAGUACAAAUUAUGUAUCUCUUUUAAAUUGUCCAGGGUUUUGCGGGGUCUUAAAAAGUCUUUAAUUUAGUUGUAUCAAAUUUAAGGCCUCAAAAAGUCUUAAAUAUAACAACAAAGUCUUGAUUAUGAUUUCAAGGGGUCUUAAAUUUGGGGACGGACAGACCAGAAUUACGAUAUGGCUGAAUGUGACGAUUAAACUUCAAAAGGCUAACGUUUUCAUUUCAUUAAAUAAAAGAGUGCUGCACGAUCAAAAUCUGGUGCUGUGCUGCUUUGUGUUCUACUGUUACUAGGGAAACCAUUAUAUAUGUUGAUUUAAUUUGCUGGGUAACAACCCAAAUGCAAUAAUCUGCCUAAAAAGAUGGUGCACACUUUUAGAAAAAAAAAUGACUUAAAGGU
Messenger RNA from Carassius auratus (goldfish), 3504 nucleotides. RefSeq lists its product as uncharacterized. Lineage: Eukaryota; Metazoa; Chordata; Actinopteri; Cypriniformes; Cyprinidae. Bases 231 to 1871 code for a protein of 546 amino acids. The transcript is spliced from 7 exons. The record is from RefSeq and is a predicted model, not a curated record.